Messenger RNA from Symbiodinium sp. CCMP2592, 1131 nucleotides. The record is from the annotation of a GenBank genome assembly. NCBI's taxonomy places the organism in Eukaryota, Dinophyceae, Suessiales, Symbiodiniaceae.
AUGAAAGGUAAGUUCAUGGAUGUGAGCCAGUCAGUGAGACGUGGCAAGCAUAGUACACCGACUGGGUUUUUGCACACCCUGACCACGAGUACCCGUCUGUACUCUUUCUCCUUGGACCGGGUGUUGACCGGUCGUGAGAUGCUGAGCCUUCAUUGCCAGCCGCGAGACCUGGUCAUUCCUGAAGGAGUCGCAGACAGCGACUUACGUGACUUGGCCGGAGAAGGGAUGGCUUUGCCAUGCCUUGCCAGUGUGGUGUGGUGCUUGUAUUUGACGAAGCAGCUGGACAAGGAGCCGAAAUUCAAGAACAAGUUCGGGAGGGCGUGCAGGCUGCGCCUUGGCGAGGAGGAGUCCACUGUGGACAUACCGCGGCCGAGCAAUGUGACGGACUUCGAAGAGACUGCACUGGAAGUGUUCGUUGAGCUUGGUGUUUUGACUGAGGGAGAGUAUGAAAAGUUGUCAGGCCACAUUUGUUCGAAUAUUUCGGGGCCCGUGCUCAGAGCAGAGAUGAUUGAGCUCCCAUCUCAGCUCGGAGUGCCCAAGAAGUUUUUCCUGAUCUCGUUGGAAGGGCUCGGGUGUGAUGUAGUGCAUGGCUUACGUCGGUGUAGAGUGAGUUGCCGAUUCGGCAUCCGGCAUGAGGAGUUGCUCCUCCAGGCUGCAAAGCAACUCAUCGAGGGGCAAGGCCAAGCUGUGUACAGCUUCCACACGUCAGAGCAGCUCGAGAAGAACCCGAAAGGUUUGACAAACGAUCAAGCUUUCAAUUCGAUCAAAACCCUGGAUUGCUUGAAGGAAAAGCUCCAGAAGGCAGUUAUUCAGAAGGCGGCUAAGCCCGAGGCCAACAAGCCUGAGUCCGAUGAUGAGCCUCCCGAGGGUUCCCGAAAAGUCCAGCCUGCUCAGUCCUCGCGAGUAGCACGUGGUGUGGCCAUUCAGCCGAAGCGCAGAUCGUCGGGCAAGAAGAAGGGUGAGAGAGAGGAUGUGUCCACCCUGGAGGAUCCGGACAACAUUCCGCCAGCCCUCCAGCCGGUCACAGCUGCUUUAAAGACAGUGCCCAAGUGCUUUGCCAGUUGCGACCCAGUCCGUUUGCUCAACGGCGAGCGCCUGAUGCGAUCCGUGGAUGCAGCAGCUCGGCGGUAG